CUGCCCGUACAGCUAGAGGCGCACUGCUGGAACUUGGAACUUGGAAGGGUGGAAGGGGCCAGGGCGGCCUCUCCUUGCAUGAAUCAACAGACCUCUUCAGGAAGCUGCCUUCCGCCCUUGCCACCAGAAUUUUGGGGCUUCUCAGGAAUUGGGGCACAUAUGGUGUUGUAAAGGAGCGGUUUCCUGGCAAUACAGCGUGCAUUGAUCCUUUCAUGUGCAUGCUCGCUGGGAUUCACACUCUCAGAAGAUGGCGUCUGCAAAGAAGAACUUCGAGUCUAUGACUGUUGCGCAGCUGCAAGACUACCUGCGAGGGGAGGGCGUUGAGCUCCCAGCGAAGACGCAGCUGAAAAAGUACUACGUCGGGCUUGCAGUGCAGCAAAGCGAGCUGUCGGCUGGUAACCUGACAUCACCGAGAACGCGAUGGGGGUCCGAGCCGGUUGAACUGCGCACCUCACCUCUGGGCGGAAAAGAUGGAAAAGCUGCGGAGAAGGGUGAAGCUUCUGAGAUGCCCCAACAGGAGGGGGCUGCAUCGAGCAGUAAAGCUGACAGGACUGGCACCGCUGUUCCCAGACAGCCUGGCCGAAGUGAAAGAGAUAGUGUUUCUCAACGGCUGAGGUCGCCAGAGCGAGGCCGCCCCAUCAAACAGGAGGGGGGUGCCACUCCCUACAAGUCUCCCCGUCGGAUGCGAGAGAUGUCGCCCCUGCGUCGCGCCAAGUCCCCAUUGAGAAGGAAAGCAGAAGCAGCAGCAACUAGAGGGGACGCAACCACCAGCACAGCCCGAAAGACCCUGGAUGAGACUCUGUUUGGUGGCCCCAAAACACCUCCCCAAGCCAGCAAGCCCUUGACACAACCUCAGCCAGAGCCCUUGGCAGCAGCGGCAGAAGUAAAACAAGAAAGGGUCCCCAAGAAAACAAAGAAAGCUGGCUUCUGGGUGCCAUCCUUCUUUCAGAGAAGCAAACGCGAGAACGUCGAGAGAAGCAGUAGAGAGGAAGUGAGAACCAUGCGCGUACAGAACUUGGGACGGCGAAGCUGGGGGGCGGCAAAGGCGGGGUGGGAGUUACUCAGCAGAAUCCUGAGUGUCAGGCCGCCUCAGUGGCUUGUACUCCUUCUCGCUCUGGGGAUGGUCGUGGCGCUGGCGAUCUCAUACUUGCAAGCAGCGCUGCGGCCGAUACCAUUCUGCGAUACUGGGGCUUCACCUGUCGGCAGUCAGUGCAUCCCCUGCCCCGAACACGGCCACUGCGAGUCGGGCCACUUAACGUGCGCUGUCGGGUACGAAAAGGUUGGGCGGCACUGCGUAAAGGACAAGCGAGUGGAGGCGCGGGUGCAAAAGCUGGCUGGGAAAGUGAAGCGGUUCGCAUGCCAGCAGCGGGGACUGGCGCUGUGCGGAUACAACGCCUCGGAAGCGGUGACACGGGCGAGCGUGAUGGGAAUGCUGGGAGAGGGCCAGACUGUGGACCAACGGACGGCGGACAUCUUUUCCCUGGCAGUGCAGAGGGCCGGCGAGGAACUUCUCAUGGCGGCAGAGAACGGAGUACCCGUGCUGGUGUGUCCUGACGAUCUGGCGCGGCAGUACAAGCCGCUGAGCUGUCUCGCCCGCGAAGCGGCGCAGCGCAACUGGAAGCCCCUCGCGCUGCUGCUGCUGUCCAUUCUGGGGGCGCUCUACUUUUGGCGGCGGCGGCGGCAACAGCAGGCGCUUGUGAAAGCUGCUGAGACGCUCUACGAAAAGAUCUGCGCCGAGCUGGAGGACGCGGCCCAGCGGCCGGGGGGCGCUCCCAAGUGGAAGAUCGCGACGCACUUCCGGGACUCGCUGCUCAAGCCGCGGGAGCGGGGGGGGGCGCUGUGGAAAGAGGUUGACCGCCUGGCCAGGGAAGACACGCGGGUGCUUGUGCGGCAGCAGAUGGUGCAGGGGGAGUCGUUCACCGUCUGGGAGUGGCGCGAAGCGGGCGCCCUCUUGUCUCCGACUUUCAAAGGCACGGCCGGAGCCCCCGCCAGCGGUACGCCCUCCAAUCAGCCUACUGAAGCCUUGGUGCGGCGGAGGCCUUCGAACGAGACACCGUCUCGCACAAAUGGAACGCCGUCACGGAUAUACCCCAGCACUAACACCAUAAACAUAGAACCUGUCCGCUGGAAGUUUUGAUUCGCAACCUACUCAAAGCAAUGCGAAAGCAACAUAACGAGGACGACGCCGGUGAUUUCAGGCGUUCUUGUUCAAGCGGGACUGAUUCAUAAGCAGAAGCCGGAGGAAGACUUGUUAACAUCGUUGUGGGUUUAAAGUCUGAGCAGAUCGUUGUGGAUCCAAAGUUCUCUUGCUCAAACCUCGAUGUUGGAUUAUCCGUGAUACAGGUUGCGUCUUUGCGAAAACUUGUUCAUAGUGCCAG
Klebsormidium nitens is the source of this 2378-nucleotide messenger RNA. The record is from the annotation of a GenBank genome assembly. Lineage: Eukaryota; Viridiplantae; Streptophyta; Klebsormidiophyceae; Klebsormidiales; Klebsormidiaceae.